Bursaphelenchus okinawaensis is the source of this 4306-nucleotide messenger RNA. NCBI's taxonomy places the organism in Eukaryota, Metazoa, Nematoda, Chromadorea, Rhabditida, Aphelenchoididae. The record is from the annotation of a GenBank genome assembly.
AUGGUGGCUAUGAAUGUGGUAAGUGCUACAAAGACAGUUUUUUAAAAUUUGAUAAUACAAUGGAACUAUUAUGUAACAAAAUCCAAAUAACCUAAACCAGACCCGCCACUAAAUCUAUUAAGUGUAACUCUACUCUUCCAGGUAGCAGACAGUGAAUCCGCGAUUCCGCGGCCGAAAACCGAGCCAAAACUUGGUAAAUUCAUCUAUUUAUUAGCGACAAUGGCCGUGAUUGGAGGGUUUUUGUUUGGGUACGAUACUGGAAUAGUAUCAGCAGCCAUGCUAUAUGUGCCAAAAAGUGAUGGACUAAGACCGAUGAAUAGCUUAUGGCAGGAAGUUAUUGUUUCCAUCACUCCUGGUAAGAUUUAUUAAGGUUUUUAUGAUUUUAAAUGGUUUGUCAGGAGUUGUGGUAUUAACUUAUCUUCCCUAAAUACACUAUCCUGCCCUACCCUACCCUAAAUUGUCCUGCUCUAUCUUAUCUAGCCUAUCCUGCCUCGCCCUACUUCCCACCCUUGUUCAUACUUUUAAAAUCUAGCCUAGCUACAAACAUCUUAACUUAUAUUGUUAUAGGUUGUGCGGGUAUCAGCGCCCUCUUCGCCGGUAAAGCUUCGGAUGCGUUUGGACGAAGGAGAAUGAUUGUUUUGUCUAGCAUAAUCUUUGUUAUUGGAGCCGGAAUCUGUGCUAUAGGAAUCGACAAAGUCAUUUUAUUAAUUGGACGAAUUUUGCUUGGAAUCGCUAUUGGUAAGAAUUUUUACAUUCUCUUUACCAAUACCUAAAACAAUGGGAAACCACGGUCGCAAAUUAUGCGUAAAACACAAAAAAGAUUAAAACAAUCACUUACCUAUAAAUUCUGAAUCUUUUGAACCUAAAACCAUGCCGAACUUUUCAAAUGUUACCCAAAAAUUGACCUAAAACAAUAUAAAGGUGCUCAGCUAUUGGACUAACCCUCAAAACAAAUUAAAGCGGCUCCAUUUCCUUGUAAUAACAUCCUUAUUACCUAAAAAAAAUAUUGUAAAGAAAACACUUACCAAUCUACUUUUGACAUUGUUUUAGCGUUGAUCCAACGAAAACUCUAAAAAUAUUGUCUAAAAACAAUCUAAAACAAUAUAAAACUGGAGAUUUUGAUAAAAGCUAGAAAAGUUGAGUUAUAUAAAAAUAUUUUGCAUAAAGUAGACAUCAUCUACCUUUAAAAUUGAAGAGCAAUUCAAAGAUAAUCGCGAUAUUAUCCAUGAAAAAAGGUUGCGAAAACGUUUCUCGCGAGAAUCUUGGCGAACUUGUGACGGAACGCCAAAAAAGGCCAAUUUACCGCGAUUUUUAUAACUUAUUUUUGAUACUUUGACAGGGGAUUAAAAUGGCAAGAACUUUCUUAACAAAACUAAAAAUAGCCAGAACUUUCUUUACAAAGCAAUAAACGACCAGAACUUUCUUUACAAAACACAAAAUGGCAAAAACUUUCUUUACAAAUCGAAAAAUAGGUAUAUUGUUUUAAGUACUCAAAAAAUAUCUAUAUUUUUUAGGCAUUGCGUCAAUGAUAGUGCCAAUCUACGUAGGCGAAGCCUCUCCAGCCCAUAUUCGAGGUCGUCUUCUCACCGGCUUCCAACUUAUGAUCACUUUCGGCCUAAUGGCAGCCAAUCUGAUCGCCGGAGGCUUCGCUUACAUUGAUCCAGAAAACGUUGGCUGGCGACUAAUGUUUGGAUUUGCGGCCGUUCCAGCUGUAAUCCAGUUUAUUGGCUUCUUAUAUCUUCCUGAAUCCCCACGAUGGCUUUGGGAGAAUCGUACUGAAGCCGAAACCCGCGAAGUACUCAACAAAAUCUAUAAUGGUGAUAGUACGUGGGUUGAGUACGAGUUGGAAGAGAUUCGUACUAGCAACGAGCAAGAGAAGAGAGCACGUGAGGAGCACGGUGAAGGAAGUGUGCUGGGUAGAAUUUGGAACACCCCUCAUGUACGAAAAGCACUGAUAAUCGGCUCAGCACUACAAGCCUUCCAACAGUUGUCUGGUGUGAAUACUAUCAUGUACUAUACGGGUACUAUCAUCAAAUCAGCGGGUGUUAGGGACAAUCACGACACCAUCUGGAUGAGUAAUGCCACUUCUGCUUUCAACUUCUUCUGCACUUUCAUUCCAAUGUACCUGGUGGAGAGACUGGGACGGAGAGUAUUGUUAUUGGUCAGUAUGAUUGGUGUUAUAGUGUCACUAUGUUUGUUAGGAGGGUCUUUCUUUAUGAUCAAUCACGAUUCGGCCAAGAAUAUACCGUUUAACGCUUCGUCGGAAGAGUUGGCUAUUCAUUGUGCUAAAUUAUCGUAAGUUUUGAGGAUUGAGACGGAAUGCCAAAAUCAGGGUGUUAUUUGGAAGGGCGUAUUUUACAAAAUAUGAUUUUAAAAAUGGCACUUCAGGUUUAAAAAUGAUUAUAUUUUAUAGAAAUUUAAUUUUCUUAGUUAUGUUUGGCGGUCUCAAGCUUAAAAAUUAAAAUUCAGGGUUUUCGUGGUGGGACCCAAUUCUAGAUAUGUUUACUACAUAUAGUAACAUUUAAACCUAUGCUACUGUUUACUUGUUAAUUAAACAGUAUUACUACAAGCGCUUUUUAAAUUAAAAAAAGAGAAUAAGGGUUUUCGUGGUGGGACCCGUUUCAAAUUCUAAAACUUUUAUUGUAAAAUACGUCCACCGCCAACCGCCUAUUCUAAUACAACUUUAAUUUCUAUUACAGAAACUGUGACUACUGUGUAACAGAUGAACGAUGUGGCUUCUGUGCUCCACGCUACGAUCAUGACGCUGGUGGCUACUGUUUACCAUUAGCUGAGGAUCAUGGUGACGAUCUGUCUACAGUUGGUAUUUGUUCUUCAGAUAGUGGUAGUCAUUUUCACAAUGGUACAGUUGAUGGUGAGACAGUCGAGUAUGAGUGGGCCGAUGUAUAUUGUUACACUUCUUGGACAUACUUCCCUAUCAUACUUAUGGUCAUUUACUUGUGUUGCUUUAGUACUGGUGAGUCGGAAUGAAGGUUUUUACAGGUUUAAAGGCAUUUCAAAUUAGUUACGGAAAAAAAUUUUAAAUUUUGAAAAUUUUCAAAAAAUUUUAAAUUCUGAAAUUUGAUACUAAAACAUACAGUAAUCCAUAUAAAUUUUAAAAAAUUUUAGGAUAUGCCCCUUUGCCCUGGGUACUGAACGCCGAGUUUUACCCAUUAUGGGCCAGAGGUCAAUGUGUAUCUAUCACGACGUGCGUCAACUGGGUGUUCAACCUUCUCAUCUCACUUACAUUCUUAUCACUUGGACAGGCUGUUACUAAAUUUGGUAAGUUUUUUCAACCUACCCUACCCUACCCUACCCUACCCUACCCUACCCUACCCUACCCUACCCUACCCUACCCUAACCUACCCUACCCUACUCUACUCUACCCUACCUUACCUUACUCUAUCUUAUCAUCUUCUACUCCACUCAAGUCAAGAAAAAACGAUUUUGCUUUUGCGUCUUGAACAGGUUUUUGGCGUUUCUCAAAUAGCGGAAAAAUAUUUUUUCUUCUGCUUUUCUUUUUCGAAAAUGCCUUUCGGGUUUAUUAUUAAUGUAGUUUCGAGGUUUUUUAAGGAUAAAGAAGAUAAAAAAAAUGCAACGAUUAAGCAUCCAUAUUAAAUAAAAAAGAAGGUAAAAUAAUUUUCUGAGGAAUAUCCCGCCAAAAAAUUAAUGAAAAAUUUCUGCAUGGAUAAUAUGAAACUGAUAUCUUUUGAUAACUCAAGUUCUACUCCAUAGAAUCAGACGAGUUUAUUAUCAAAUUAUUCCUUAUUUCCUUAUUAAUCCAACGGUUGCUGCCGCUAUAGCUGCUCAUGUGCUCGUUGCAAAGUUAUGACGUAUUUUAGAGUUUGGAAAAACGUAUUUUUAAUAUGUAUACCAAAUUUUUAUUAAGCGCUCAAACAAAAAGAGAAUUUUUAAAUUAGGGAACUGAAGUGUUGCCUUUUGGUGCUUUGCUUAGCCCUGCCCAGCAUUGUCUUGCUGUGCCAUGCCCUGUCCUGCCUUGUUUAGUUCUGCUCUGCCCUGUCCAGCUAUGUCUUUUUCUGCCGUGCCGUUCCCUAUCCCUGCCAAUCUCAUGUUUUUGAAGUUAAACUUGACUAAACUAUUAAUUUCAGGUGUAUUCUUCCUAUACGCUGCCAUAACCAUGAUUGGGUUGAUCAUCUUCUACUUUGUUGUGCCGGAAACCAAGGGUUGUUCUUUGGAUGAGGUGGAAAUGUUGUUUAUGACAAAAGAAGUUAGAGAGAGGAAGCGGGAAGAGAUAAGGAGGCGACAGUUGUCACAUCAUGACAUUGGGCUGACUAAGGAGCAGUUUUAA